Messenger RNA from Gigantopelta aegis, 1329 nucleotides. RefSeq names its product neuropeptide FF receptor 2-like. The record is from RefSeq and is a predicted model, not a curated record. The annotation marks the transcript as partial. The transcript has 7 exons. Gene Ontology annotation, molecular function: peptide binding; neuropeptide Y receptor activity. Lineage: Eukaryota; Metazoa; Mollusca; Gastropoda; Neomphalida; Peltospiridae. Gene Ontology annotation, cellular component: membrane. Gene Ontology annotation, biological process: G protein-coupled receptor signaling pathway.
AACCUCGUGAGCUCUACACUUACCAAUGUGUCAAGUAAACGUCUCAAAGAUUCUACAGAUUACUCAAGACUAACAGGAAGACACGUAUACUUCGUAAAGACUUUCUUAAUUACAAUUUGCAGUAACAAGCCUUCCCCCUCUUACACAAUGUCGUGUGUUACAACGACUGUUGACACGAGCGGGAUCGCCUAUAGAGGAAACUCCAAGCAGGUGCCCGACUGGGAAAUCGCCGUCAAGGCGUCGAUCGUCGUGGGCGUCGAACUGAUGGCGUGCGUGGGUAACCUGCUCGUCAUGGCCAUCGUCGUGCAGUCGAAGAAGAUGAGGACGACCACCAACUACUACAUCGUCAACCUCGCCACCUCGGACCUGCUCGUCGCCAUCGGCCCCAUGUGGAUCUUCCUCGUCAACGACUUCACUGAUGGGUGGGUGCUCGGCGCUUUCCUCUGCAAGUGUAACGCGUUUGUUCAGAUUGCUGCAAUGUGCGCCAGCGUCUUCACUUUGAUGGCCAUCGCCGGCGACCGCUUCUUCGCCAUCAUCUUCCCGCUCAAGUCGCGCGUCACCCAGCGCAAGGUGAGCGUCGUGAUCGUCAUCAUCUGGAUCUCGGCGUUCUCGAUCGCGAUGCCGCCGCUGUUCGUGUACACGUACCAGGAGCGCCAGUGGCUCGACUACGUGGAGCGCUUCUGCACUGACGUCUGGCCCGUGGUGAACACGUCAGCUAGCUGCGACCACGGCCUCACGUCUAAGCGAGCCUACUGGAGCCUGGUGGUGGUCGUGCUCAACUGGGUGCCGAUGAUCGUGAUGAUCAUCCUGUACACCGUCAUCAUCAUCAAGCUGAGGUUCAACAGAGUCGUGCCCAGCAGCGGCGCGCUGUCCAUGUCCGCCAUUCAGCAGAGGUCAAAGACGAAGGUCGUGAAGAUGUUUUUCUCCGUGCUAAUCGUGUUUAUUAUCUGCACGGUUCCGUUCCAAGUGUCCAAGCUGUUCGAACUCUACAGAGAUGCCCAGCGCGAGAGGCUCCCCACGUGGUACAACCCAGUGUAUUUCUCCGCCAUCAUGCUGAUGUACACAAACAGCGCCAUAAAUCCCAUCAUAUACGGCGGGCUUAACGAAAACUUCCGCAACGGAUUCAAAGACCUCAUCAACAGAAUACUGAACCGGAGAUCGGCUAGGGAACUGGCCUUCUUGAACGCCAUUUCGACGAGGACGAGGCCAAGCAUUGUGGACGACCUUGGAACGAAGCCGAGUUACGAUCAUGUGAAUCGUCCGCAAGACUCAGAUCUGGAACAGAAGUACACCAGUCAUCCGAGUGACAUCGAUGCCGUGCUGGACUGA